AUGACGAUCCUGGGCCUCGAUCCCUCGCUGUAUCCUGCGUCGCCUGCGCAUUUUAAUAUCGAGGAAGUCAUCCGCCCCAAUAUUCUCGCCUUGCAUCCUUAUCGCUGUGCUCGGGAUGACUAUUCAGAGGGAAUUUUGCUCGAUGCUAACGAGAAUGCGCUAGGGCAUUCGAUCCAGCAGCACAAGUCUGAACUGGAGCCAGAGUUACAGCCCACCCUUGCUCUUGACUUGCACCGGUAUCCAUCUCCCCGUAACGAUGCUAUCAGGGAGCGGCUCGCAAACCUGCGCCGCCUUCCUGGCCCCGAUUAUGUGUUCCUCGGUGUUGGGUCAGACGAGGUCAUUGAUUUGCUCAUGAGGGUGUGCGUUGCGCCUGGACGGGAGAAGAUCCUCAUUACACCUCCAACGUAUGGCAUGUACAGUGUUUGCGCACAGGUCAAUGACGUUGGGGUAGUCAAAAUUCCUCUUGAACUGAGCGGCAACCAUGGCGAAGGCGGGGUAAGCGGAAGAUUUUCCCUUCGGGUCGAGGAGAUCAAGAAGGCCGUUGCGGCCGACCCGUCGAUUAAGCUUAUUAUGCUGUGCUCACCAGGGAAUCCCACCGGCACGCUCAUCUCCUUAUCGGCCUUGCGCGAGCUACUCAGCUUCGACCUAUUCAAGGGUCUCGUCAUCGUGGAUGAAGCAUACAUCGACUUCGCCAGCGAAUCUGCGAGUGCUGUUUCCCUAGUCGAACAGUUUGCGAACGUAUGCGUCAUGCAGACCCUAAGCAAGAGCUUUGGAUUGGCAGCCAUUCGCUUAGGCAUGGCAUUUGCUCACCCUGCGCUUGUUCAAAUUCUAAUGAACACCAAGGCGCCCUACAAUAUUUCAGCGCCGACCGCGUCCCUAGCAUUGUCCGCACUCUCGCCGCCUGCCGUCGCGGGCAUGAAUGAGAAGGUGGCAAGACUGGUAUUGCAGCGCAGCGCAUUGCUGCGGGGUCUCGUACAGCUUGCACCGCUGGGGCUGGGUGCAGCGAUCGGUGGAAAUGACGCCAACUUCGUGAUUGUGCCUGUGCUGGACAAGAACGGGAAUGGACAGCCAAACAACGUGCGCGCGCAGGCCAUCUACAAGACGAUGGCAGAAGAGGAGGGUGUGGUGGUGCGAUACCGUGGUGGGGAGCCGGGAUGUGCGGGAUGUCUACGUAUCACCGUUGGCAGUGAAGAAGAGAAUGUUGUCGUACUGGGGAAGCUCAAAGAUUUGCUGCAGAAGCUAUAA
This is a messenger RNA of Fibroporia radiculosa, 1245 nucleotides long. RefSeq lists its product as uncharacterized. The transcript has 3 exons. Gene Ontology annotation, molecular function: pyridoxal phosphate binding; transferase activity. Lineage: Eukaryota; Fungi; Basidiomycota; Agaricomycetes; Polyporales; Fibroporiaceae. Gene Ontology annotation, biological process: biosynthetic process. The record is from RefSeq and is a predicted model, not a curated record. The coding region runs from base 1 to 1245 and encodes 414 amino acids.